Messenger RNA from Phacochoerus africanus (Common warthog), 6784 nucleotides. RefSeq names its product transmembrane protein 131 (gene TMEM131). The record is from RefSeq and is a predicted model, not a curated record. The transcript has 42 exons. NCBI's taxonomy places the organism in Eukaryota, Metazoa, Chordata, Mammalia, Artiodactyla, Suidae. The coding region runs from base 296 to 6016 and encodes 1906 amino acids. Gene Ontology annotation, cellular component: membrane.
GCCAGCGCCCAGAGCCCGCGGCCCUUGCCCGUUUCCAGUAUGGCCGCCCGCCGCGCUUGACCCGCGGCCUCUCCGCUUCGACUCUUCGUAGGCGAUGCCGAGGCCGAGGCCGUGACUGACACUCUCGCUCGCACGCACGCACGGACCAGACCCACGCCCGGAGCCCGAGCCCUGGGCCCGGAACUGCUCUCGCUCCCGGCUCCGUGGCCAGAACCUGGACCACGGCUCCCGCGCCGCCGCCUCGCCGAGAAGGACCGCGCCGCACCUCGAGCGCGGCGGCCCCCGGCCGGCAGGGAUGGGGAAGCGGGCGGGAGGAGGAGCAGCAGGAGCCGCCGCCGUCUCCACGUCUGCCAGGGCUGGUCUGGAGCCCGCGGCCGGCCGCGGCGGGGGCCCCCGGAGUGCGGCCGCUGGCCUCCUGGGAGCACUGCACCUGGUGAUGACUCUCGUCGUGGCCGCGGCGCGGGCCGAGAAGGAAGCAUUUAUUCAGUCGGAGAGCAUAAUAGAAGUACUACGUUUUGAUGAUGGAGGGCUUCUACAGACUGAGACAACACUUGGACUCAGUUCAUAUCAACAGAAAAGUAUAUCUCUGUACCGGGGUAAUUGCAGACCUAUACGAUUUGAGCCACCAAUGCUGGAUUUCCAUGAACAACCAGUUGGAAUGCCAAAAAUGGAAAAAGUUUACUUACAUAAUCCUAGUUCUGAAGAAACUAUUACUUUAGUAUCAAUAUCUGCUACAACAUCACAUUUUCAUGCGUCAUUUUUUCAAAAUAGGAAAAUUCUUCCAGGAGGAAACACAUCAUUUGAUGUAGUUUUUCUUGCAAGAGUAGUGGGAAAUGUAGAAAAUACUUUAUUUAUUAACACUUCUAAUCAUGGGGUAUUCACUUACCAGGUAUUCGGUGUUGGAGUUCCAAAUCCAUAUCGAUUGAGGCCAUUCCUUGGGGCCAGAGUCCCUGUGAAUAGCAGUUUCUCACCUAUAAUAAACAUACACAAUCCUCACAGUGAGCCUCUACAGGUUGUAGAAAUGUACUCAAGUGGAGGAGACCUUCACCUCGAACUUCCCACGGGUCAGCAGGGAGGCACUAGGAAGCUGUGGGAAAUUCCUCCUUAUGAAACCAAGGGAGUGAUGAGAGCUAGUUUUUCAUCUCGAGAAGCAGAUAAUCACACAGCCUUCAUAAGGAUAAAGACCAAUGCUUCAGACAGCACAGAGUUUAUCAUUCUUCCUGUUGAGGUGGAAGUUACAACAGCUCCCGGAAUUUAUUCCUCAACUGAAAUGUUAGAUUUUGGUACACUGCGAACACAAGAUCUACCAAAAGUUUUAAAUCUUCAUUUAUUAAAUUCGGGAACAAAAGAUGUACCAAUAACAAGUGUUCGACCUACACCACAAAAUGAUGCUAUAACAGUACACUUUAAACCAAUUACAUUAAAAGCUUCAGAAAGUAAAUAUACCAAGGUUGCAAGUAUUAGUUUUGAUGCAUCAAAGGCAAAAAAACCAUCUCAGUUUUCUGGGAAAAUAACUGUUAAAGCAAAAGAGAAGAGUUAUUCUAAACUUGAAAUACCGUAUCAGGCAGAGGUUUUAGAUGGUUAUUUGGGAUUUGAUCACGCUGCAACAUUAUUUCAUAUCCGAGACAGUCCUGCUGAUCCUGUGGAAAGGCCAAUUUACCUUACUAACACUUUCAGUUUUGCGAUCCUCAUUCAUGAUGUGUUGCUACCAGAAGAAGCCAAAACAAUGUUUAAAGUUCACAACUUCAGCAAACCAGUCUUAAUUCUUCCAAAUGAAUCAGGAUACAUUUUUACUCUGCUUUUUAUGCCAUCCACAUCAUCCAUGCACAUAGAUAAUAAUAUUUUACUUAUUACCAAUGCCUCCAAGUUUAAUUUACCUGUACGGGUAUAUACAGGCUUUUUAGACUACUUUGUAUUACCCCCCAAAAUAGAAGAACGUUUCAUAGAUUUUGGCAUACUGAGUGCUACAGAAGCAAGUACUAUUUUAUUUGCAAUUAUAAACAGCAAUCCAAUUGAGUUGGCUAUAAAAAGUUGGCAUAUCAUAGGAGAUGGUUUAUCCAUAGAACUCAUAGCUACUGAAAGAGGCAACAGAACUACAAUAAUCUCAAGCCUUCCAGAGUUAGAAAAAUCCUCCUUAUCAGACCAGUCAUCAGUUAUAUUAGCUUCCGGCUACUUUGCAGUGUUUAGAGUCAAACUUACUGCAAAAAACCUGGAAGGUAUUCAUGAUGGAGCCAUACAGAUCACAACAGACUACGAGAUCCUAACGAUACCCGUGAAGGCUGUGAUCGCAGUGGGUUCUCUGACUUGCUUCCCAAAGCAUAUGGUUCUUCCACCUUCCUUUCCAGGGAAAGUAGUUCAUCAGAGUUUAAACGUUAUGAAUUCCUUCUCACAGAAGGUAAAGAUACAGCAGAUACGAUCUUUGUCAGAAGAUGUGCGAUUUUACUACAAACGAUUACGGGGCAAUAAGGAAGACUUGGAGCCAGGAAAAAAGUCAAAGAUUGCGAACAUUUAUUUUGAUCCUGGACUGCAGUGUGGGGAUCAUUGCUAUGUUGGCUUGCCUUUUCUCUCCAAAUCUGAGCCCAAAGUCCAGCCUGGCGUCGCCAUGCAGGAGGAUACCUGGGAUGCGGACUGGGACCUGCACCAGAGCCUGUUCAAAGGGUGGAUGGGAAUAAAGGAAAACUCAGGUCACAGACUGAACGCUGUAUUUGAAGUAAAUACAGACCUUCAGAAAAACAUCCUAUCGAAAAUCACUGCUGAGCUCUCCUGGCCAUCGCUCCUCAGCUCACCCCGGCUCGUGAGGUUUCCGCUCACUAAUACAAACUGCUCCUCAGAAGAAGAGAUUACUUUAGAAAAUCCUGCAGAUGUUCCUGUCUACAUUCAGUGUAUUCCUCUGGCUUUAUAUUCCAACCCUUCCAUCUUUGUAGAUAAGUUAAUAUCAAGGUUUAACUUGAGUAAGGUGGCAAAGAUAGAUUUAAGAACCCUAGAAUUCCAAGUCUUCAGAAACAGUGCUCAUCCACUGCAAAGUUCAACAGGAUUUACAGAGGGCCUCUCCCGCCAGUUAAUUUUAAACCUAAUUUUAAAACCUGGAGAAAAGAAAUCCAUCAAAGUAAGGUUUACUCCACUUCACAACAGAACUGUUUCUUCCCUAAUCAUAAUCAGAAAUAACCUGACUGUGAUGGAUGCUGUAAUGGUCCAAGGACAAGGAACAACCGAGAACUUAAGGGUGGCCGGCAAGCUUCCGGGUCCAGGGAGUUCCUUACGCUUUAAAAUCACAGAAGCAUUAUUAAAAGAUUGUACAGAUAGUUUGAAACUAAGAGAACCAAAUUUCACAUUGAAAAGAACAUUUAAAGUAGAGAAUACAGGACAACUUCAGAUUCAUAUAGAAACCAUCGAAGUCAGUGGGUACUCUUGUGAGGGAUAUGGCUUUAAAGUCGUCAAUUGUCAAGAGUUUGCACUAAGCGCCAAUGCCUCUAAAGACAUAAUCAUAUUGUUUACUCCUGAUUUCACAGCUUCUAGAGUUAUUCGUGAACUGAAGUUUAUAACAACCAGCGGCUCAGAAUUUGUAUUUGUGUUGAAUGCAUCCCUUCCUUACCAUAUGUUAGCAACCUGUGCAGAAGCCCUGCCCAGGCCCAACUGGGAGCUGGCUCUGUACAUCAUCAUCUCAGGAAUAAUGAGUGCACUAUUUCUUUUGGUAAUUGGAACAGCCUAUUUAGAAGCUCAAGGAAUUUGGGAGCCGUUUCGAAGGCGACUAUCCUUUGAGGCCUCAAACCCGCCCUUUGAUGUGGGAAGACCAUUUGAUCUCAGGAGAAUCGUUGGUAUUUCAUCUGAAGGAAACUUGAACACACUCAACUGUGACCCUGGUCACAGUCGGGGGUUCUGCGGAACAAGCGGCUCAGCAUCCCGACCCAGUGCAGGGGCUCACAAGCAGUGUGGCCCUUCAGGCCACCCGCACGGCAGCCACAGCAAUAGAAACUCAGCUGACGUGGAAAACGUCAGGGCCAAAAACAGUGCAAGCACCUCUAGCAGGACUAACGCCCAGUCGGCUAGCAAAGCGAGCCCCCUUGUCUUAGAAUCCAGCACAGUGGCCCAGGGCCACACAGCAGGCAGAAAAUCCAAAGGGGCCAAACAGAGCCAGCAUGGCAGCCAGCACCACGCCCAUGGCCCGCUGGAGCAGCAUUCGCCACCGCAGCCGCCACCACCAGUGCCUCAGCACCAGGAGCCACAGCCUGAGAGGCUGUCCCCCGCACCCCUUGCCCACCCUCCCCACCCAGAACACCCCAGCAGCGCACGGCACAGCUCCGAGGACUCAGACAUCACCAGUCUCAUAGAAGCCAUGGACAAGGACUUCGACCACCAUGACUCCCCGCCCCUAGAAGUGUUUACAGAGCAGCCGCCAUCGCCACUGUCCAAAAGCAAAGGGAAGGGAAAGCCUCUUCAGCGUAAGGUGAAGCCACCUAAGAAGCAAGAGGAGAAGGACAAGAAGGGAAGGGGAAAGCCCCAGGAAGACGAGCUGAAGGACGCCCUGGCCGACGACGACAGCUCCUCCACCACCACAGAGACCUCCAACCCAGACACGGACCCUCUGCUUAAGGAGGCAAGGUUUGGCUCCCCAGUGCUUAAAAACGAGAAGACGAGAAGCUACCAAUUUGUUGCCACCACUUACCCCACCCACCCCAGUCAGGAUGAUACAGAAAAACAAAAGGGAAAACAAGCCAUGCCUGAAAAACAUGAAAACGAAAUGUCUCAAGUGAAACAAAAAAGCAAAAAACUCUUAAAUAUAAAGAAAGAAAUCCCAGCAGAUGUGAAACCCAGUUCCUUAGAGCUACCAUACACUGCCCCCUUGGACAGUAAGCAACGUCGAAAUCUCCCAACCAAGAUUCCUCUUCCAACUACGCUGACAAGUGGAUCCAAACCACGGAACUCCCAGAAAACAAAAGGUACAAAUAAGUUAGUGGAUAACAGGCCACCCGCCCUAGCAAAAUUCCUCCCAAAUAGUCAAGAACUAGGCAACACCAGUAGCUCAGAAGGUGAAAAAGACUCUCCACCACCAGAGUGGGAUUCGGUGCCCGUUCACAAGCCCGGCAGCUCUACCGAUAGUCUUUAUAAACUUUCUCUGCAAACCCUCAACGCAGACAUUUUUCUAAAACAACGCCCGGCCUCACCUCCACCCGCCUCCCCGUCCCCGCCCGCCGCGCCAUGCCUGUUCGCGCCCCGGGGCAGCUACAGCAGCAUCGUCAACAGCAGCCCCAGCAGUGACCCUAAAACAAAGCAGCCAAAUGGAAGCAAGCACAAACUGACAAAAGCAGCCUCGCUCCCUGGCAAGAACGGCAACCCCACUUUCGCUGCAGUCACAGCCGGGUACGACAAGAGCCCAGGUGGGAAUGGCUUUGCUAAAGUUUCUUCAAGCAAAACAGAUUUUUCCAGCAGCCUUGGCAUUUCACACACUCCUGUUGACAGCGAUGGCUCGGACAGCAGCUCGGGUCUGUGGAGUCCCGUCAGCAACCCCAGCAGCCCUGACUUCACCCCCCUUAAUUCCUUCUCGGCCUUUGGAAAUUCUUUCAACCUAACUGGCGAAGUUUUUAGCAAGCUCGGGUUACCGCGAUCGUGCAAUCAGCCCUCACCAGGGAGCUGGAACGAGCUCAGCAGUGGCCCCUCGUACUUUUGGGACUCUCCAGCGACAGAGCCGAGCCCUUCCUGGCCAGCCAGCUCCGGCUCCCCGACCCACACAGCCACAUCAAUCCUUGGCAAUACCAGCGGCCUGUGGUCCACCACACCGUUCAGCAGCUCCAUCUGGUCCAGCAACCUGAACAGCAGCCUCCCCUUCACCAGCCCUGCCAACACGCUAACGAGCAUCGGCCUCAUGGGCCCGGAGAACUCAGCUCCUCACGCGCCCUCCACCACCAGCCCCGCUGAUGACCUGGGCCAGACCUACAACCCCUGGAGGAUAUGGAGCCCCACGAUCGGGAGGAGGAGCUCCGACCCAUGGUCUAAUUCGCACUUCCCUCAUGAGAAUUGAGAUUAGGCAACAAAAUCAAAAUAAAAAAGUGGGGGCCCCUCAUCUAGAUCAUGAUGUGCCAGUUUUUGAGACAUCUUUCUAAGGCUUCCCAGUCCCCACCCUCCUCAUCUUUGCAGAAUAGACUCAAGCAGGGCAGGCUUGUACCACUAUGCUUCUUUCAGAUCUUUCUUGCAAUUAUGAUAAUAUGAGAUUUGCUGUUGUGCUUUUAGAGAAAAGUCUGGACUCAGCCACAAACUCUGAUAAGACCUGUACAUCUGAAAAUCUUAACUGUUACCACGUUUCCACCACCUGUCUUCUCCCAUUCUUUGUUUAUCUGUAUGAACACAAAUUUGACAUUACAGCUAAGGAAAUAACUUGAGUUGAAUCAGAAGUCCUGGCAUGUGACAAUUUUAUUAAAUUACCAAGUUUGGUUUUUAAUAAUUUCACAACAUUAUGCGCCAAGAUCUAAUUUUAAAACUGUAUGAGGACUUUGUGCUGAAAAAUACAGAGUAUUUUUUUAAAAUAAGGCUGUCUUGGUUUAAAAGCAGAUAACAGAAAUGUAAGUCAACUUUAAGAACAGUGAAUGAAUGUAAAAACAUUCGGUUGAGACCAUAUGCAUUUUCUGUGCUGUUUGUACUUGAGGUAUGUAACAUUUGUAUACCUGAAUUUAUUUUAAAGAUAAACUGAAAUGCACAUAGCCAAGUCUUGAGAUACAAGAUUGAAUGUGUAUUUCUUAAAAAUACAACUUUGUGUUGUACUUUGAAAUAAAUGAUGCUUUUUUCAAAAGCC